UUCACUCAGCCUCCCUCUCUCUUCUUCUGUCACUAUGAUAAAUUCAAUCACCGAAGCAAGUCCGAACCGAACUUGAUCAGGACAAUGCAGCGUUUAAACAAAGGCGCGUUUCUUUCUCUCUUCAUUGUCUCUCCAAAUGAUACUUACAGACGAAUCUAUUCGACAAUUCAAAGUGAAUCUACAACAGUCAAUUCUUGUUUGCUCUGAACGUUGUCUUUAUGAGUCGGUGAAAUGGACAGCCGAAGUAUUGGCUGGCAUAAGAGAAGACUUAUUGGACAGUCGAGUACCUUUCACACAAAACGAUAUUCAUCUAAACACAAUUUCACCCUAUCAUAUACCCUAUGAAGCAAGUCUACAGCCACUGUCAGAACAUGAAUAUAAUCUGUAUCAAUAUGCAAAAUCUUUAUUUCAGUUACGACAAUUUGAUAGUGUCAAAGAUGUCUUGGGUAAUGCAAAAUCACCCAAGCUUUAUUUCUUGAGACUCUAUGCUAAAUAUUUGUCUGGCGAAAAAAGUAAAGAAGAAUUAAGCCAGGAAAUCCUUGGUGUUACAGAAGAUGCAAAGACUGAAAACCUAGAAUUGGAGUCAAUCUACAAAGAUUUAGCUGAAGAAUACUCAAGGCAAAACCUGGAUGCAUUUGGCUUAUACUUAUAUGGUAUUAUACUCAAUAGACGCAGAAUACCUGAUCAAGCAGCCAAAGUGUUGUUACAAAGCAUUCGAAAAUAUCAAUACAACUGGUCUGCUUGGGUAGAAUUAGGCUCAUUAGUCAAGAACACAAAGAUGUUUCUUGAUCUACAGACAGUCUUGAAUCGAGAAUUCAAGGGCAGUGUCAUGAAGGAUUUCUUUUUAGCUAAACUGUGUAUUGAUGUAUACCAGCCAGGCUCUACUUUCAAGGCCAUUAUGGAACCCUUAACAGAUUAUUUUCCAAAGAGUGCCUAUGUAUUAUCUCAAUGGGCUGUCUUCUUUUACGAUACGCAAAAUUACAAUGAAUCUUCUGCUUUAUUUGAAGAGUUACACAAAACAUUUCCUUCACGACUUGAAGACAUGGAUGUGUUUUCCAACCUACUCUACCUACAAAACUCAAUAGAUCGACUAUGUGUGCUUGCAUUAGAAUGUGCCAAAAUUGACAAAUAUCGACCAGAAACAUGCAAUGUGAUUGCCAAUUACUAUAGCUUAAAGGGUGAUAUGCCGGAAUCAGUGGAAUACUUCAAACGAGCCCUUAAACUCAACAGAAAUUAUCACCUUGCUUGGACCUUAUUGGGCCAUGAUUAUAUUGAGCUCAAGAACACAAGUGCUGCCAUUGAAUGCUAUCGAAGAGCCGUAGGGGCUAAUUGCCGUGACUAUCGAGCCUGGUAUGGUCUUGGACAAGCAUAUGAAGUGAUGCGACUCUCUUAUGAUGCACUUUAUCAUUACCGAAAAGCAGCUGAAUUAAGACCUAACGAUGAGCGUAUGUGGUUAGCAUUGGCCAAUUGUUAUGGAUCCAUGCAACGUGUGGAUGAACAUCAACGGUGUCUUGAGCGUGCUGCUCAAUGUGAUAGUAGUAGCAAAUUAACAGCCAGUAUCAUGACUGCACAGAUAUUUGAGAAAAUGGGUAAGCAUGAAAUAGCUAUGGGAUUCUAUCAUGCUAUCUGGCAAAAAGCCAAUAAAGAGAUCAUUACUGAAGAAAUAGCUGAAAUCAGUCUAAAAUUAGCUCACUAUUCACUCACCAAGAACAAGAUUGCUGAAGCAGAAGAAUAUACGCAUGCAGCAUUAAAUGCUAAACACCCUUAUCAUGAAAAAGCAAGAAAUUUACUUGAUCGUAUUGCCAAAAGUAAAAUUGUUUAAAAAAAUAAAUCAAUAAAGUUGCAUGGAUUUUGAUCUUACA
This is a messenger RNA of Gilbertella persicaria, 1862 nucleotides long. Its product is annotated as anaphase-promoting complex subunit 8-like protein. NCBI's taxonomy places the organism in Eukaryota, Fungi, Mucoromycota, Mucoromycetes, Mucorales, Choanephoraceae. Gene Ontology annotation, cellular component: anaphase-promoting complex. Gene Ontology annotation, molecular function: protein binding. The transcript has 8 exons. Gene Ontology annotation, biological process: cell division. Bases 137 to 1822 code for a protein of 561 amino acids. The record is from RefSeq and is a predicted model, not a curated record.